UCGUUAUAGUUGGCACACAAUAACAUAUUACGAUGAGAUGCCCUGUUUUUCCCACCACUAGUUUCCUGUCUAGUUUCUUGGUCUCUCUCCAUUCAUAGAGAUGGGGAGGGGCUAGUCUUGGAUCUUAGAUAACUGCCCCAAGAUUCACCAAUAAAAGACUUUAACUCUACUGCUUAUGAAAUAUCUACUAUGUUAUGUUUAUCUACUUAUGUACAAAACAGGAUUCAUAUAACCAUCUCUACUUUAUGUUCUAUAGGCAGAAUAAGACAAAGGGCAGUGUAGUCUUCAGUGGCUGUUCUCUUUCUGUCAUCUCUGGGCAAAUCUGAUCCAGAGUUCAGGUGUGUUUAACAGGUGUAUAUCCUUAUCCGUAAGGCAGGAUGCAGACCAUUCAGACUAUAGAGACGCAGCUUCCUAUGCUGCGGGAGAGCAUCCACUCAUCCCCGUUCAGAGAGCGAGACAGAGAGAGGAGGAAAAGCAGCCUCACGAACCUCAUUAGAAAACAGCAGCAGCAGCAACAACAUCAGCAAUUACAACGAGAGUCCCAUCAGAAGCGACUGGAGGGCCAUGCCUCACCUGGUGGAGCUGAGCAUCCUCGAUUGGCUCGCUCAUCCAGCAGCCCGGCCUGCGAGCCGGCGGAAGUGGCAGCUGGCCGAUGGAAGGAGGCGGCGAGGGACAGAGAGCGAGAGAGUACAAGAGAUAGCAGGAGAGAGGGAGAGGCGUGUCUAGGCCUGUCUUCCGCCCUGGCAUCACAGCUUGCAUCAUCGCAACAGCUGUGCCCGAGUGUAGAACGAGAGAGAGGGAGGGGGGGAUUAGAGGGGGAGGGAGGGUGGGAUGAGGGAGAGAGGGAGCAGCAGCGAAGGCGGCAGCAGCAUCAGAGCGAGAGCAAGCAAGAGCAAGAGCGCUCUCAGCAUGGCUUGAUUGCAAAGGGAGUUCGCCUGCUAAGGAACAUGGGUAACCAGGAGGCCAAACAGAAAAGGGCAGAGACCUCCAAAGAAGGAGUUGUCAUUGACGAUGGAGAUGCAGAAGGCUCAAAAAAGUCAAGCAAGUCAAAGUCCCAGAGCAAAUCUGGGAAGUGGUCCAGCGACUCCAGCUCCAAAAAGAAGCUCAAGACAGAAAGCUCCAAGAGUUCGGUCUUCUCCAGCAUCCGCAUCCGGAAGGGUCUUUCACGCAAAACAGCAUCAAGAGAAGAUGUGCUGGACGAGGAAACAGGGAUUAGAACUAGUACUGAUUGCCUUCAGUCUGGUGAAGAGUUGGAGGGACUUACACCCGAUGAUGAUCCAGAAAGAGUCAUGCCGAUGGAGGCAAGCAAGGGGUCAAUUGAGGAUACUGUGGAAGAAGAAGAUGGGUCAGGAUCCGAUACAGACCUUUACAGUUUCCAUUCAGCAGCUGAGGCUCAAGACCUGCUAGCAGAUAUCCAAAGGACUAUCAGCUUGCAGCAAGGGAAUGAGCAAAGAGUGGAGGAGCAAAGGUUGAGAUCUGUGGAUCUCAGAGAUCUUGGAGAAGGUCUAAUCAAACCAGAGCAUCAAGUUCAGAUCAGCCAGGAUGAAGCUGGAAUUGAAGCUGGUGGUGGACAAGGCAACAGUGUUGAGCCUUAUAAAAAACAAACUUCUUGUGCUCCAGAUACAGAUACUAAACAAAUGUCUCCCUCAAAUUCUGGGGAUUUUGCGAUUAAAGAAACUGAAACUAAAAAUGUACCUGCAUCUCUGAAAAGUCUUCAGAGCAAUGGUGUCACCAAGACUAUGAGCAACUACAGCAUCCAAGACACCGUGACCACCAGCACAUCCUACGAAAGUGCAGAGGAACGUCUGGAGGAGAUUUCCUCCCUUUCCUCUCCAGUGGAGGAACGCCUUUACAGCAUUAGAAGCUUGACCCAGAGUCUGGAAGUCGGCCUAGGCUCAGCCGAGCAGCUUGCAGACCUUAGGCCUAAGCUCAAUCGGGUGAUUUUUGUUCCACAAAAAAGCGUAAGUAGCAUGGAUCUGAACAUGGAGUGCAGUGAAGGAGAUAACAUCAGCUUGGAGGAGGAAGGACCUGGGUCAUCACUGACCCAGUGGUUGUCUGAGAGUCUGUUGGGUCCGGGGGCACGACCUCGCAGGACCUCUAGCUGUAAUACUGGGGUUAAACCUUACCCCACUGUUCAGCCUUCCUAUGUGAAAACAACCACAAGGCAACUUUCCUCUCCGCCACAUUCUCCUGGCACGAGCCCCAGGUGCCUCCGCCGUGCCAGCCAAGAGCUAGGCCAGGGGUCAGCUCAGAGAUCCUUCAGAGGUGAGAAGUGGAGGACCCAGAGACAGCGUUCCUGCAGCAUCGCAGGCCCAGCAGGGUUCCAUGACACCUGGGACGGGCCUGGCGGUGGACGGUCUGAACUUGCGGAAAGAGGUUUCCUGACCCUCGGACCCUUCCAGACCUCCUCCUCUGCAACUGGCAGAGCCUCGUUUCAGGAUGUGUUUUCAGGUCGCACUCUGUUAGAGCGGUGCUGUAAGCAUUUCUCUGUUGGUGAGGGUGAUGAAGAUGGUGAUGAAUCAGAAAGAUUUUGCUCUCGGAUUCUGGAUCUAGGGAUUCUGCAGCCCUUCAGUGACUGCUUCAGAGAACCGUCCACAGGAAGUGAUGCAGUCUGCAAAGCUACGUUUAAUAAGGAGCAGUUGUACACAUGGGCUCCACUGGGUCAACCUGAUGCCAGAACCCCGGGAAAGUUACAAACCCUGUGGCCUCCAACUUCCAGUACAACCCAGAAUGAAGCCUCUUUGGGACCCGGAGUCGGUUCAGAUGGGAAUUCCGUAUCAGUUGAGCACCUGGAGUUAACUAUCAGCGAGUUACGAGAGAAGAUACGGCAGCUGGAGAAAGAGAAUGGACCUGCGAGUAUACUGGAGGAGAGAGUGAUGGGAAAGCCGGAGAACGAGCUGAGCCUGAGUCUUGGACAUGCGCUCUGUAAAGCCAAUGGACAGAAGUCUGUUUCUGAAGCCAAAUCUGUCCAAACAUCUCCUGUCAAGGAGGCCUUAAAUUUCUCAGUGCCUUUUCCCAGCCAGCCUCGGACUACCGCUGAUGGUGCCACUUCACCAAUAGCACAAGCCUAUACCUGCACCUGCCAAAGACCUCUGCCACUUCCUGCUCCCCCGCCUCCUCCCCCUGUGCUGUCAGGUCCAGGUGUGUCCUCAGCCCCACCCCCUCCACCUCCUCCACCUCCACCACCACCAGGCCUGAUUGGUCCAGCCAUAUCCUCAGGGCCACCGCCUCCUCCACCACCUCCACCUUUGGCGCCUGGUGUGUCAGUACCACCACCACCACCGCCACCACCUUUACCUGGGCAAAGUCUAUGCCCUCCUCCCCCACCUCCACCACUUCCUCCAGGCUGUGGACUCCCACCUCCACCACCUCCACCACUUCCUCCAGGCUGUGGACUCCCACCUCCACCACCUCCACCACUUCCUCCAGGCUGUGGACCCCCACCUCCUCCUCCGCCUCCAGGUUUCGCAUCCCUACCUCCACCCCCAGAUCUCGGAGGCCCCCCUGCACCCCCUGCCGGGUUGAUGGGGUCGCUGGGCAUGGCUCAGGAAGCUGCCGCUUUAAAGGCGGUCAUAGAACCUCCUCGACCCAUGAAGCCUCUAUACUGGACCAGGAUACAGCUGCAUGCCAAAAAAGAGCCAAACACUCAGCUGGUGUGGGAGAAGGUGGAGGAGCCGCAUGUAGAUUUUGAGGAGUUUGUGGAGCUGUUUGCCAAAAGUGCAGUAAAAGAGAAGAAGAAGCCCAUCUCAGACACCAUCACCAAGUCGAAGGCCAAACAGGUGGUGAAGCUGUUGAGUAAUAAGCGCUCUCAGGCGGUGGGGAUUUUAAUGUCCAGUCUGCAUUUGGAUAUGAAAGACAUUCAGCAUGCUGUGUUGAACCUGGAUCAUGCUGUGGUGGAUCUGGAGACGCUUCAGGCUCUGUUUGAAAACCGAGCCCAGAAGGAGGAGAUGGACCAGAUCGAGAGGCACGUCAAGUCUAGCGCCAAGAAAGAGAACGCCAAACCUCUGGACAAACCAGAACAGUUCUUGCUGCAGCUGGCUGGGGUUCCUCAGUUUUCUGGCCGUGUUUUCUGCAUCCUGUUCCAGUCCACCUUUACAGAGUGUAUAUCCAAUGUCCAGCGCAAAGUCCAGAUGCUGCAGAGGGUCUGCACGUCUCUGCAGUCAGGUAAAGGGGUUCUGCAGGUUCUUGGGCUGAUUCUGGCGUUUGGGAACUAUAUGAACGGAGGGAACAGAAGCAGAGGGCAGGCAGACGGCUUUACUCUGGAUAUCCUGCCCAAACUAAAAGAUGUCAAAAGCAGUGAUAACUCUCAGAGUCUGCUGUCUUACAUCGUUUCUUACUAUUUGCGACACUUUGAUGAGGAUGCGGGUAGAGAGACGUGUGUGUAUCCUCUCCCGGAGCCUCAGGACCUUUUCCAGGCCUCCCAAAUGAAGUUUGAUGACUUUCAACGAGAUCUACGCAAACUACGCAAAGACCUAAAUGCCUGCUCAUCUGAGACGGAGAAGGUGUGUGCCGUGUCCUCAGAGGAACACCUGCAGCCAUUUAAGGACAAAAUGGAGCAGUUCCUUACUCAGGCCAGGACUGAACUGGAGGAGCAGGAGAAACAGCUGGCUGACACACAGAAAUGCUUCGUGGAACUGACGCUGUUUUUCUCAGUCAAGCCCAAGGCAGGAGAGAAGGAGGUCUCUCCAAACACGCUGUUCUCCGUGUGGCACGAGUUCUCCAGCGACUUUAAAGAGCUGUGGAAGAGAGAGAACAAACUUCUACUGAAGGAACGAUUGAAAGCAGCAGAGGAAACCAUCAAACAGGCGAGAGAAAAAUCAGCCUACAGCGUCAAACCCAAGCAUGCCUCUGGAAUGAAAGCCAAACUGGGCCAGAAGAUGUGAGGCUCUACAGGCCUGCGCUUCAGGACUCGGGUUCCUGCACAGCACAACUCCACUACAGUAGAAACACACUUUACACCUCAAUUCUGUUCCUCUCAGAACUUACUGUACUAUCACAUUAACCUGACCUGAAAUAGCUGCUGAAAUAACUGUUCCUACUGCAGUACUUAUAUUUAUUUAUCACAAAAAGACAAUCAAGCAGAAUAUAAGCCAUAUAGCUAUAAAACAUAUCCUCAGACUCUCAUUACCCACUGUUUCAGCUUAUCACCAACAAAUCAGCCGCUUCCUGAAUUUGAACAGAUUAGGAUACACACAGCUGUAACAGAUAUUAAGGUUUGAUGAAGACAACAAUAUCUUAAAGAAAAAAACAAACAAUAUUAUUAUGGAUUGGAAUAUAAUACAUAUCAAAACCUGUAGUACUCCUAAAUGAGAGGACAAGAACCUGGCAAUACAAUAUUGUUGCUCUGUUUGGCUUGUAAGCGCUGCAUCGCUGCUAGGUUACUUGUAAUACACGGAGAGCUUCGGUUACAGUGCAUUACCGGCUGAUAACGGCACUAGUAGAAUGCCUCUCAGCCAAUCACAUUGCAGGGUUGGAACUAACUGUGGUAUAAUAUAGAAUAAAACAUUUACAUUUGUCCUCACUGCAAUUUCAGUGUUAGAAGUGUUGAAAGAAAUAUCUAAACAAGCCUGAUGUUCUUCACAACAGCACUGAUUGACUGCCCUUUGCAUUGUGUGAACAUUUCAUGAUAACUAGUUUUUGUUAACAGUGAUGUUUCAUUUUUAGACUUUUCUUUACCAAGCAUGGGUUAUAUUUGACUAUUUGACCUACCAGCCAGUGUGUUCUCAUACCAGUUUUCUUUAUUUGUUAACAUCUGUAACAAACAGAAAAUCUUAAAUAACUUAGAAUUCAGGUAUCAACCUGCAUAAAUCCUGAAUAUCGGUAAACCUUGAGUGUAUAUUAAUAAGCAGGACCUCCUCGUACUGUAGUGCCAUCCAGAGUCUUCGUAUAAGGACAUCAUAUGUAAUCACUCCUUAUGUAAUACUUACUACUUCUUAUUUUGUGUCUCUUUUUACCCAGCUUCGUAUUAAGGCGAGUCUUUGAUUCAUUUUAAUAGCGAGCAUCUGCAGACGAUUACGCCCAACCAUAAAAGGCUGGCAGACGUUUUGUUUGACUUUGGUCUGUGAUUCCUCAUGAGACUGUAUAAUUGUAUUUUUUAAAUUAAACUAUAUUUAUUUUUUAAAUAAACGAUUCUAGGUUAUGAAAUAA
Molecule: messenger RNA, 6147 nt
Organism: Astyanax mexicanus (Mexican tetra)
Lineage: Eukaryota; Metazoa; Chordata; Actinopteri; Characiformes; Acestrorhamphidae
Gene: fmn2a
Product: formin 2a
Exons: 18
Coding region: 378-4883 (1501 amino acids)
Biological process (GO): actin nucleation; intracellular transport
Cellular component (GO): nucleus; actin filament; endoplasmic reticulum membrane
Molecular function (GO): microtubule binding
Source: RefSeq, a predicted model, not a curated record